This is a messenger RNA of Heterobilharzia americana, 285 nucleotides long. Lineage: Eukaryota; Metazoa; Platyhelminthes; Trematoda; Strigeidida; Schistosomatidae. The record is from the annotation of a GenBank genome assembly.
AUGCGAACACUUACUCCGGAACUGGCUUUUGAACUAGCUUCUCGUGGUGGACAGCAAUUUACAGAACUCCACGAUGGUGUCUUAAUUCAUGCUGUCCUAAGAAAUUCUCCCGCUCAAAGAGCAGGAUUGAAGGCUGGUGAUGUAAUAGUCGCUAUUGACGGUUUGCCUAUAACGAACGCACAGCAAGUCUAUGCAGCAACAGAAAGUCGAGAGCAGUUGUCAAUUGUUGUCAUCAGACAAGGAAGACGCAUAACAAUAGACAAUAUUCAAACUGAAAAAGUGUAA